This is a messenger RNA of Rosa rugosa (rugosa rose), 2849 nucleotides long. RefSeq lists its product as uncharacterized. The transcript has 4 exons. Bases 531 to 2693 code for a protein of 720 amino acids. The record is from RefSeq and is a predicted model, not a curated record. NCBI's taxonomy places the organism in Eukaryota, Viridiplantae, Streptophyta, Magnoliopsida, Rosales, Rosaceae. Gene Ontology annotation, biological process: asymmetric cell division.
AUCUUUUUUCUUGCUUCAUUUCAGAGCACUGAGACAUUUUCACAUUCUUGCUAAUGGUGAUUGGUGGAAUGAGUUCGAUUCAGUAAUGGGUUUUGGUGGGGUUUGUGGAGUUUUCUGAGUGAUGGGUUUUAGUGUUUGUAGGUUGCUAUGAAGUGGGUAGUGUUUGGAAUUUUAUAAAAUUGGAGGUUUCUUUUUCAGUUUUUUGGGAGUUGGAUAUUGAUGCCUGUUUAGUGUUGUGUUGUUCUGUGGAAGUAGUAUAUUCCAGCUUUUGAUGCUGAGAAUUGACAGCUGACGUUCUGUUUUUGAUGAACUGGGCAUUGGAUUUUGGUUCGGGUUUGAGUUUUUUGUAAUCAAAUGCUGCUCUGAAUCUACAAAGGGUGUUUGAUUCAUUGGUUCAAAGGUUUUUUUGUCUCCCCCCAAUUUUGGCUUUAUGGAUGUUUAUGGUUAUGGGGUAUUGAGAAUUGAAAGAGAGAGAAGAGUGUGUGUGGUGGUAUUAAGUUAGGCUUUCUUUGUUAGAAGGGAGAGUAGAUAUGGAUUUGUGGGUUGUUGCCGCAGCUGCCGGUGCUGGAUAUUUGACCAAGUAUUGGCAGAAACUUUCGAGGGAGAGGGAUAAGGAUGGCUUGUUAAAUGUUUCUUUUGGGGAUGCAAAUCUUGAGAAACCUGAGUCCCCAAGCUCUUCCCUCCGCAGACACAGGGAUAGAAAACCAGUUUCAGGUGAGAGAGUAGCAGAUAUUAAUGUCUGGGGAGGUGUUUCUGACACCGAAGAGGCUUCUACUAGUGGGUAUGAUGGUGAAAAGCUGGCAAGUCUGGUGAGUUACCAACAUUGCAAUGUACUUUCUCUAUCAAAUAUAUCACCAGUAUACCAAGCAAACAAAAAUGAGAAUGGAGAUGAAAGUAGGCAAAGUAAUGAUUUUGAUGACAAUACUGGUGCCAUGUUACCUAAAUCUUCCAAUGGAGAAAAGGGUUCUUUUCAUGCUCCUCUGAGGAACAUAAGGUCUUUAAGAACUGAACAUUCACAUGGGCAUAUUGUUAGGCCUCUAAAUUCCUUAGAAAGUUGUCUGAUGGCUCAGUUAUAUAAAGAGCGUGCUGAAACAAGUGUCCUUACCCUUCCUUCACCAUCCACUCCAAGUAUGAGACCAUUGAUUGUGAGUGAUGGAAGCCGAAUAAUUAGCAGAGCAAAUGGUGACCAUUUCAGUGCUCAGAUUGGAAUCGAGGAAAAUAAGCUGCAUAAGGAAGACCAUUUAGAAACAAAUGAAAAUGGCUCCGGGAUUCCUCCACCACCAAAACUUGGUUGUCUGGAUCUCCCAAAGAAGAUGAAAAUUGAGACAGGAAAGGGGCAGACUGGUAGAUCCAACAGUUCCAGUCACACGGCCAGCGGAAAACACUUGCAUGUUGAAGGUUCACCAGAUGGAGUAGUUCUACUAUGUCUUGGGGUUUCUAUUGGCGUAAUAUCUUCUUUCAUUGCAAAUAGAAAGGAAGUUGACAAGUUGAAAGACGUAUUGAAGCAGACCGAGAGCCUGGUUGAAGAUCUGCAUGAAGAACUGGAAAUGAAAGAUUCAGUAACGGUGAAGGAGCUAACUAAUGAGAAUUAUGGGUCACAGGAUACUUGUGACAAUUCGGUUUUUAACAGGGCCCUAAAUCCUUUUUCUGCUGAACAGAAUAUGGACAAGUAUGAUGGUAGAGAUUCAUAUGAGCAGAAAGCUGAGGAGAGUUCAGAGUCGAUGAGUAAAAUAGAGGCAGAGCUUGAAGCUGAACUUGAGAGGUUGGGGCUAAACAUGAAUACUUCUACUUUGGAGGGAAGAUUAACUGAUCUUGAUGAGCUUGACCCAGACUUGAUGGCAGAUUUUGCUCAAGGCGAAUUGAGAGCUGAAAUGGUUGGUGGGCACACUGUUGCCCAACCCGAGUCAAAUGAGAAUGCAAGCAGCACCUCCACUGCUCAUCACUUUGGAAACUAUGCAGUUUCUCCUAGAGAGCUUAGCUUGCGUCUGCAUGAAGUUAUCCAAUCAAGACUGGAGGAGCGUAUCCAGGAGCUUGAGGCAGCACUACAAAGCAGCCAGAAGAAGGUCCGCAUUGUGGAAUCAGAGGAUAAGGAUUGUUUGAGGGAUUUCUCAAACAGUUCUGUGCAGUCCACAAUCCAAGAUGGUAGCAGCCAGAAGGAGGUCCGCAUUGUGGAAUCAGAGCAUAAGGAUUGUUUGAGGGAUCUCUCAAACAGUUCUGUGCAGUCCACAAUCCAAGAUGGCAGUAGCCAGAAGGAGGUCCGCAUUAUGGAAUCAGAAGAUGGUACUAAUUCCAAAGAACAAAGCCAAACCAUCAUAGAGCCUCUAGUCAUGAAUUUAGCAGGGGAAGCUCUAGAUGCAUACAAUGAGGCUUACGAAGAGUUGAUGAAGCUCAGUGAGUCGGAAGAGGAGGAUUCACCUUGUCAAGUUAUUGAAACAUUCCGAGAUCAAAUCUGCCAUCAAAGUUUUGAUGUGAAUGGCUCCAUUGGGCAUUUUGCUCUCGAGGAAGAGAAAUGGUUAGGGGAUGAGCACAUUUCCAUGGUCGAGUGUUCUGUCAGUGAGGGGGAGAAUAGCAAUUCUGAUGAUGAGAUGGAGAAACAACUAAUACAGCAGAUUGUGGAGAAGACCAAGAAAGGUUCUCCUGUAGUCCUGAAUGCACAAAAGUGGUUGUUUUCGAUGAAUGAUUAUGAUAUCUGAAUUUUAACCAAAUUAAGUUUUGCAAAAGUGUAUAGACUAUACAAAAAUAUAGGAGAGGUUAGGUAUUCUUGACUUUACAGCUUAACGAAUCUACCAACGAUUCCUUCUAACAUUGUUGGUUUCCUAAUGAUUUAUUUAGAACUCCAAAUUACCGAA